Molecule: messenger RNA, 345 nt
Organism: Microthlaspi erraticum
Lineage: Eukaryota; Viridiplantae; Streptophyta; Magnoliopsida; Brassicales; Brassicaceae
Source: the annotation of a GenBank genome assembly
AUGGGACAUGAGGAGCAUGGAGGGACUUGGCACAUGGACGCAGCUCAACUGGAUACGCAAAGGAAGAAGGGAGAAGCCAUCUUGAAGACCAGCUCGACCGUUGAUGUCUUUUGGAGCAUUCUGGAGCAUAUGGGACACAAGGAGCAUGGAGGGACUUGGCACAUGGAAGCAGCUCAACUGGAUACGCAAAGGAAGAAGGGAGAAGCCAUCUUGAAGACCAGCUCGACCGUCCUACUCGACCAACCGGUCGAGUUCCUCAACUCGACCGGCCAAGCUUCAACUCGAUCGAGCUGGAAGUCAAAGUCAAACCCGAAAAAUGUUGCUUCCCCCUUGACUUUCCUUUGA